Messenger RNA from Echinostoma caproni, 993 nucleotides. The record is from the annotation of a GenBank genome assembly. NCBI's taxonomy places the organism in Eukaryota, Metazoa, Platyhelminthes, Trematoda, Plagiorchiida, Echinostomatidae.
AUGGGGCGACAGGAGGGUGAACAGUUCGUGGAUAUGGGCCGGGUAGUUGCUGAAGUGAUUGUCCAACGCAGUAUUGUAUUUACCGACUGUCCACAGGAACAGUGGAUACCCAUCAACAAGAAUGCCUCACAUCAAAUGGACCGGGCUGGUACUGUGAUCAGACCGCAGCCGUCUGUCACGAUUCGCUGCGCUAUCCAGGCCUUACCUCCACCUAUCAUCUUUUGGCGAUUCAAAGGACAGCCAGUUGCAACCGGUUCGCACUACGUUACAUCGAAUAUCGGUUUGACAUUGUUUGAUCCAACUGAACAAGACGCCGGAGUGUAUACAGUGAUCGCUAAACAGCCAACACAGACAGCUGUUUUUGACAUUCGAGUUUCCGUAUUCACUCAGCCUUGGAUAACCUAUGGUCCUGUCAUUGUUGGACCAUAUGCAAAUUCGAUGGUAUCCGGAUGUGAGGCUUAUUUACAGUGCCUUGCCGACGGUAACCCUCCACCCACCAUCCACUGGUAUCACCAACGCGAUCCGCAAACCGAACUGCAGAAUCUGGAUCCACACAAAUAUUUUGUGAACACCAAUUCACGGCUCGGGAUGUUGCGAGUGGUUCGUGUACAUUAUCCGGAAGACUCCGGAGUUUACUUUUGUCGAGCCCUUGCUUCGGUGCCACAUAUGUACGAUGGUCGGAAGAAUGCAGAAGCUGAAGCGAAAUUGACAGUCAAUGUGACACUGCGCCCGCAUCUCAUCCCACUGACAACGAUGCAUCAGUUUGUGGAUGUUGAUUUGAUUACGGAAACAGCCCUAUCCUCGUGCGAGGAAAGUGGCAUCGAUUUACUCCCAGGUGGCAGACUGUCUGAUCUAGAGUAUGCAGGCGACGUUGUGCUAUUGAGUGAAGAUCCAGGUAAGUUACAAGCUUUUCUGGAAAGUUUGAAUGGUAGUGUAGCCAUGUCCGGUAUGCAUUUUGCACCUUCAAAGCGUAAAAUGCUACUUCAUGACUGA